AUGCCUCUGACGAAGAUCAACGGCCCCUCCGACCCCUUCCCGCCAUCACUUGAGACGAUCACAUUUUCAACAUGGCCCGUGGAAUGGAACUCCAGACACGCGCCGAUUGAGUUGAAAAGAAAUGAAACAGCGGUGCAGAAUGCUGAUCCCAAUGCUCCCAUAGGCGAACCGAGUCCUCUGUCGUCUCCCUUGGGGCCCCUCUCCGAAUCUCCCGAGUCCGAGUCGUCGGGCUUUCAAGAUAUUUCCUUGCCGACCCACCAGCCCUUGAGAGGUUCGGUAGACAGUCUUUCCUCGGGAUAUGAAUCCCUUACAAGAUCCCCGCUAUUCGAGAGUGAUCAUGGACUCGGUCCAUCCGGGCUGGAUCGUAUUCGCCAGCAACCAUCGCGAGUUCUGACCCUUCCAAACCUAUCGACCUCGUCCCUAGCUCCCAUGGCGACCGCGUCGACCCGUCCUACUCCCUCGACUCGCUCGAGCUCUUCGUCUCGAGCCCAUACCGGCCAUAUGUCAAUGAGCCAGAACUUUAGUGAUCUGGAGGACCUACACCGAUUUCCGUUAGAAUCCCUGCAUUCCUUUUCCUUCGCUCAACAGUCAGAGGAGCUGCUACACAGUCGACAAAACCUUUUGAAGAGAUCGAUCGACUUCAUGCGCGACCGCAUGGGAUGGGCGGCCAGCAACCAGGCUAUCGCGAAUGCACAGGCCAACAUGAGUGGCGAUGCGGAUAUCCAGGGUAUGAUGGAUCUCUUGGCUCGGGCCCAGGUUCUGGAUGAGGAUAAUGCUGCACACCCGCGAGGUCCGACAACGGGACCUGCGGAUGUGAAUGGCGACAACAUCUUCGAGAGGGCCUUUUCGGAUCGUGGUCCAUCUCCCAUCAGCACCCGAGAUGCAUCUCAGGAACUUUCCCUCCCUCCAGGAUCCCAGGCAACUUCCGAAAGCUCCCAACUUCUGAGCCCAGUCCCCAGUGAUCGUAUCCCGCAUUCCCGGAAGGAUCUCUAUUCGGCACCCUCAUCCAGGCGCGUAAGCUUAAAACGUACAUACACGGACCUCACCGCUGCCUCACUCAAAAGCAAGCUGAUGGACACUCUAGCGCAACCAUAUGCCUCGACGGAUCCUUUCGCCACCUUGGCUUCCUCUACCACUGGAUUGGGUCUUUCCAUUCCCUCGGCCUUGCAUACCCAUAGCAGCAAAUGGACCCCCGUUUCGCAGGCCGUUUUCCGAACCGAAGCCAAAGCACCAUGGACAAUCCUCGCGGCCAACGAUCUCUCAUGUCUCAUCUUCGGGGUCACUCAAUCCGAGGUCCGUCGACUCAGUAUUCUGGAGGUCGUACAGAAAGAGCACAGGCAGUGGCUUGAGGCCAAGCUUCGGGACCCUAGCACCGAUGCCGCUGCCCGAACGCCACUUCAGCCGGAGAGACCCAACAUCCGUGCGGUGAACCCCAAGUUCCGAGGACUCGGAAAUGGAGUGACGGCCCAAUUGCUCAGUAAACCUUCCUCCCGCGAAAAGUCUCGGAGAGCCCAAACAGAUGAUGGAUACGGCUCCAGUACGAGAAACAAUCGCAAUGUGAACCACCCGGCCAACAAAUCGCGGGGUGUCUUGCUAUGUGGCGAUGUCGUGCCUAUUCAGAAGCGCAAUGGUGCUAAAGGGUCCGCAAGCAUUUGGGUGAUGGAGAAGCGCGGUGGUCUUAUCUGGGUGUUGGAGGAGAUCACAGAGAACAUUGCCUCUGUCCGCUGUGAUGAUUCCUGGAAUGUGGUUGAAGCUAAGGGCGACCUCGAUAAGAUUUGGGGCUCACAUGUAGUUCGUACGGGCCAGCCUCUUACCGAACUUUUACCCCGUUUGCCGUCCGAGUCCCUCGAAACUUCUCCCGAGAAGGGCCUAGACAGAAUUGUCGCACUGAAGCAUUUUGCCGCUCGCACCGCCGCUGGGGUAUGCAUCCCAGUGACUAUUGGGAGGGUGGAUGAAGGUCGAACCUUGCAGGUGUCGAGUUUCCCCCAUGUUGCAGGCAUGAUGGUGCUUUCAUCCUCCACGUUGAACGUGAUCAGCUCAAAUUCCGUGUUCUCUUCAGCUUUGUUCGGCCAAGAACGCCCCGAAGGCCGCCACAUUACGGAGUUGGUGCCAGGAUUCGACGAGAUUUUGGAUGUGUUAACCGAGGAGGACAACGUGCCAUUGGUGGAUGGUAUUGUGAUUCCUGAACACAGCUUUCGCCGGGCGCGUACACUGUCUAUUCUUCGCGACGGCAAAGGAAAUGCGGCAUCUGUCUUUACGGAGCCUAGUGGCUUGCUGGCCAAACAUCGGGAUGGAUCCACGAUCGUUGUCGACGUGCAACUGCGCGUGGUCAAGAGCAGCACAUUCUUCUCCAAGGAACAAGUGGAGAGGCUCGAGGAGCGCUCAAGCGACUCGGAUGAUAGCGACGAUACUAUUGCCGUGACUGAGCUUGUCUAUGCCUUGUGGAUCACAUACUCGCGACAGAUCCAUGCUGCUGGCUCGGCAGCCAAUUUGUCACCCUCCACGCAACCUAUAUCGAAUAUUACUUCCCCCUCGUCAGGUGCAACCCUCGCCUCGGAACAACCCUCUACUGCUGCCACCACCACCAGGGAACCCCCCGAUGUCAGCAAGAACUCGGUCGAGGUUCAGUCGCCAAGCUCCACGCUCAGCCAACAGCUUAGCGAAGCCGCCUCCGAGCCCUUGACCGAUCGGCCGGUGCAACUGGUUGCCGAAGUGACUGCAGCCGACGCCAAGAAAGAAACGCCCCAGAAACGAACCAUCAACGACUAUGUGAUCCUGGAGGAAAUGGGACAAGGUGCUUACGGACAGGUCAAGCUGGCACGGCUGAAGAAGCAGCAAAACAAGAAGAUGGUGUUGAAGUACGUCACAAAAAGGCGGAUUCUGGUGGAUACAUGGACUCGUGAUCGACGACUAGGCACUGUGCCCUUGGAGAUUCACGUUCUGGACUUCCUCCGCCGGGAUGGAUACAAGCACCCCAACAUUGUGGAGAUGGAGGGCUUCUUUGAGGAUGACAUCAAUUAUUACAUCGAGAUGAUUCCACAUGGGCUUCCCGGCAUGGAUUUGUUUGACUACAUCGAACUUAAGGCCAACAUGGACGAGUCGGAGUGUCGAAACAUCUUCAAGCAGGUGGUUAGCGCUAUCCAUCAUUUGCACACCAAGGCGCUGGUUGUUCAUCGUGACAUUAAGGACGAGAACGUGGUACUGGAUGGAGAAGGUCGUAUCAAGUUGAUUGACUUUGGCAGUGCGGCCUACAUCAAGAAUGGGCCGUUUGAUGUCUUUGUGGGGACAAUCGACUAUGCUGCCCCCGAGGUCCUCCAGGGCAAAUCCUACCGCGGCAAGGAACAGGACAUCUGGGCCCUCGGCAUCCUGCUGUACACGAUCGUCUACAAGGAGAACCCAUUCUACAAUGUGGACGAAAUCCUCGACCACCCACUGCGCAUUCCCUUCCUACCCUUCUCUGAAGCCUGCGUCGAUCUCGUUCGCAAAAUGCUGGACCGCGACGUUGACAACCGUCUGACCAUCACCGAAGUGCUCGAACACUCUUGGAUGGUUGAAAGUGAUUGA
Penicillium daleae is the source of this 3564-nucleotide messenger RNA. RefSeq names its product serine/threonine-protein kinase. Gene Ontology annotation, cellular component: cytoplasm; cytosol; nucleus. Gene Ontology annotation, molecular function: ATP binding; protein serine/threonine kinase activity. The record is from RefSeq and is a predicted model, not a curated record. The coding region runs from base 1 to 3564 and encodes 1187 amino acids. Lineage: Eukaryota; Fungi; Ascomycota; Eurotiomycetes; Eurotiales; Aspergillaceae. Gene Ontology annotation, biological process: negative regulation of glycogen biosynthetic process; intracellular signal transduction; protein phosphorylation. The transcript is spliced from 3 exons.